ACCACCCACCGGGACACUUCCGGUGGUUCUGUCUGCUCUUUACCGCCAAAGCUCCGGCUUUGGAGGCCCAGCUCCGGCGUAUGCCUAUCACUUCCGGGUGGUGCUCCACGGCUACGAGCCGCGAUUGGCUACCGUAGACGGGGUACUUCCGGUGUCCAGGCGCUGGGUUCUUUGGAAGGAGGAGGAAGAUGGAGCCCAGCAUCGCGGCCCGGGCUUGGGCCCACUUUUGGCUGCUGCUGCCGUUGUUUGGCGCGGUUUGCGCUAGCGGACCCCGCACUUUAGUGCUGCUGGACAACCUCAACCUGCGGGAAACUCAUUCCCUUUUCUUCCGGAGCCUGAGGGACCGGGGCUUUGAGCUCACAUUCAAGACCGCUGAUGACCCCAGCCUGUCUCUCAUUAAGUAUGGGGAAUUCCUCUAUGACAAUCUCAUCAUUUUCUCCCCCUCGGUAGAAGAUUUUGGAGGCAACAUCAACGUGGAGACCAUCAGUGCCUUUAUUGAUGGUGGAGGCAGUGUGCUGGUAGCUGCCAGCUCAGACAUUGGUGACCCUCUUCGAGAGCUGGGCAGUGAGUGCGGGAUCGAGUUUGACGAGGAGAAAACGGCUGUCAUUGACCAUCACAACUAUGACAUCUCAGACCUCGGCCAGCAUACGCUCAUCGUGGCUGACACUGAGAACCUGCUGAAGGCCCCAACCAUCGUUGGGAAAUCAUCUCUAAAUCCCAUCCUCUUUCGAGGUGUUGGGAUGGUAGCCGAUCCUGAUAACCCUUUGGUGUUGGACAUCCUCACGGGCUCUUCCACCUCUUACUCCUUCUUCCCAGACAAGCCUAUCACUCAGUAUCCGCAUGCCGUGGGGAAGAACACCCUCCUCAUUGCUGGGCUUCAGGCCAGGAACAAUGCCCGAGUCAUCUUCAGUGGCUCCCUCGACUUCUUCAGCGACACCUUCUUCAACUCAGCAGUGCAGAAGGCCACGCCUGGCUCCCAGAGGUAUUCCCAGACAGGCAACUAUGAGCUAGCUGUGGCCCUCUCCCGCUGGGUGUUCAAGGAGGAGGGUGUCCUCCGUGUGGGGCCUGUGUCCCAUCAUCGGGUGGGCGAGACAGCCCCACCCAAUGCCUACACUGUCACUGACCUAGUGGAGUACAGCAUUGUGAUCCAGCAGCUCUCAAAUGGCAAAUGGGUCCCCUUUGACGGUGAUGACAUUCAGCUGGAAUUUGUCCGCAUCGAUCCUUUUGUGAGGACCUUCCUGAAGAAGAAAGGUGGCAAAUACAGCGUUCAGUUCAAGUUGCCUGAUGUGUACGGUGUAUUCCAGUUUAAAGUGGAUUACAAUCGGCUAGGCUAUACACACCUGUACUCUUCCACUCAGGUAUCCGUGCGGCCACUCCAGCACACACAGUACGAGCGCUUCAUCCCCUCGGCCUACCCCUACUAUGCCAGCGCCUUCUCUAUGAUGCUGGGGCUCUUCAUCUUCAGCAUCGUCUUCUUGCACAUGAAGGAGAAGGAGAAAUCAGACUGAGGGGCUAGAGGCCUGGGACUCCGUACGGUGUGGGAACGGGGAGGGGGUUGGUGGUUUUUGUUUUGCUUUGUUUAAAACCAUGGGAAAAUGGCACAUCUUUACCUCUGUGGGAGAUGCGACACUCAGAGCCAAGGGGUGGGAGUCGGGAUCAUUUUUAUGUAAGUUUAUCCACUUUGAAUUGCUAAGUGGCAUUUUUCAUAUGUGAAGUCACUCUCAUUUCUAAAAUAAAGAGAGACGUUGCCCUCAGA
Callithrix jacchus (white-tufted-ear marmoset) is the source of this 1756-nucleotide messenger RNA. It is a transcript of the gene DDOST, whose product is annotated as dolichyl-diphosphooligosaccharide--protein glycosyltransferase non-catalytic subunit. The record is from RefSeq and is a predicted model, not a curated record. Gene Ontology annotation, cellular component: oligosaccharyltransferase complex; endoplasmic reticulum membrane. Lineage: Eukaryota; Metazoa; Chordata; Mammalia; Primates; Cebidae.